AUGGCACAUGGAAUCCUUGAUCAGUCUCAUGAUCAUGGGAAUAUGGAGUUGGAAGACAUCGGAGAGCUGUAUUUUAAAGAUUUAUGGGCGAGAUCCUUCUUUCAAAACGUUAUUGAUCAUGAUAGGUUCUACCGUUUUGAUAUGCAUGAUCUUAUUCAUGAUCUUGUACAAUCAGUUACACAGGAAUGCGAACAACUGGAUUUGGGGAAAGUAAACUAUCAAGGAACUCCACUGAAGCUCCAAAAAUUGUUUAUUAGACAACUACCACGGAUGGUGGCAUUGCCUGAAUGGCUUCAAGGAGUGGCUAACACCCUUCAAUUCUUGGCUAUUGACGAGUGUGAUAAUUUGGAGGCAUUACCUGAGUGGUUGGCAAGUUUCACAUCACUCAAAAAGUUGGUCAUUGGUUCAUGUCAGAAAUUGUCGUCUUUGCCAGAGGGGAUGCGUUCUCUUACCUCCUUAAGAGAACUUGUGAUUCAUGAUUGUCCUGAAUUGGAGAGGAGAUGCCAGUAUGACAUUGGAGAAGAUUGGCCCAAGAUUUUUCAUGUGCUACAUGUUUCCUUGUCCUCCUUCAAUUGA
Prunus armeniaca (apricot) is the source of this 576-nucleotide messenger RNA. NCBI's taxonomy places the organism in Eukaryota, Viridiplantae, Streptophyta, Magnoliopsida, Rosales, Rosaceae. The record is from the annotation of a GenBank genome assembly.